AAUGUAUCUGCUUUUGAGCCCUGUAAAUUUCUUCAAUGUAUUGGUUUCUUUCUACUAGUGAAAAGAAAUAGUAUAUGAAUGGUUGCAUUCAGGUUAAGAAGUAAAUCUUCUAUUAUUUUGCCAGAUUUCUGGAGGCAUAAGGAAAUCAAGCCCCAGAGUCAUUAUAACCAUGGCUACAACGAGUCGCUCGGGCGAAAGAGCCACAUUGAUGAUUACAGCACAUGGGACAUUGUCAAGGCCACACAGUAUGGGAUUUUUGAGCGCUGCCGAGAGCUGGUGGAAGCUGGAUAUGACGUCAGGCAGCCAGACAAAGAAAACGUCACUCUUCUUCACUGGGCAGCCAUUAAUAACAGAAUAGAUCUUGUAAAAUAUUACAUAUCAAAGGGUGCCAUCGUGGAUCAGCUUGGAGGAGAUCUCAAUUCAACACCACUUCACUGGGCUACAAGACAGGGACACUUGUCCAUGGUGGUGCAGCUGCUGAAGUAUGGAGCAGACCCGUCCCUCAUCGAUGGGGAAGGCUGCAGCUGCAUUCACCUGGCCGCUCAGUUUGGACACACUUCCAUUGUUGCAUAUUUCAUUGCCAAGGGCCAGGAUGUGGACAUGAUGGAUCAGAACGGUAUGACACCAUUGAUGUGGGCAGCCUACAGGACACACAGCGUGGACCCCACUCGACUAUUACUCACAUUCAAUGUGUCAGUGAACCUUGGAGACAAAUAUCACAAGAAUACAGCUCUGCACUGGGCUGUGCUGGCUGGGAACACAACAGUUAUUAGCCUGCUUCUGGAGGCAGGUGCCAAUGUGGAUGCACAAAAUAUCAAGGGCGAAACACCAUUAGAUCUGGCCAAGCAGAGAAAAAAUGUCUGGAUGAUUAACCAUUUACAGGAAGCAAGACAGGCGAAAGGCUACGACAGUCCUUCAUUCUUAAAGAGGCUGAAAGCCGACAAGGAAUUUCGGCAGAAAGUGAUGCUUGGAACUCCGUUUUUGGUCAUAUGGCUUGUGGGUUUCAUUGCUGACUUAGACAUUGACUCUUGGCUCAUCAAAGGGUUAAUGUAUGGAGCUGUGUGGGUUACUGUGCAGUUUCUUUCAAAGUCUUUCUUUGACCACUCAAUGCACAGUGCGCUGCCUCUCGGAAUUUACCUGGCCACAAAGUUCUGGAUGUACGUGACAUGGUUCUUCUGGUUCUGGAAUGAUCUUCCUUUUGUUACUAUCCAUAUUCCAUUCCUUCUGAACAGCAUAGCGCUUUUCUACAAUUUUGGAAAAUCCUGGAAGUCAGAUCCAGGAAUAAUAAAAGCUACAGAAGAACAGAAGAAAAAGACAAUAGUUGAACUUGCAGAAACAGGCAGUCUGGAUCUCAGCAUAUUCUGCAGUACCUGCUUGAUACGGAAGCCUGUGAGGUCCAAGCAUUGUGCGGUGUGUAACCGCUGUAUUGCAAAGUUUGAUCACCACUGUCCUUGGGUGGGCAACUGUGUGGGAAGUGGAAACCACCGCUACUUCAUUGGAUAUUUAUUCUUCCUGCUCUGCAUGAUCUUCUGGAUGAUAUAUGGCUGUAUCUGCUACUGGAGAAUUCACUGUGCGACCAGUUACACAAAGGAUGGCCUUUGGACAUACAUCACACAGAUCGCCACUUGCUCACCAUGGAUGUUCUGGAUGUUCCUGAACAGCAUUUUCCAUUUCAUGUGGGUGGCUGUGCUCAUCAUGUGUCAGAUGUACCAGAUUGCCUGCCUAGGUAUAACUACAAAUGAAAGGAUGAAUGCUAGAAGAUACAAGCACUUUAAGGUCACGACAACAUCUAUUGAGAGCCCCUUCAACCAUGGAUGUGUACGAAACAUCAUAGACUUCUUUGAAUACAGGUGCUGUGGUCUGUUUCGUCCUGUUGUUGUAGACUGGACAAAACAGUACACAAUAGAGUAUGACCAGACAACAGGAUCAGGCUAUCAGCUGGUGUAGCACCAGUGUUGUCCUCUGAAACCAUAUCACACUUAGGCUAUCUUGGAGUGGUGCCUGAUUAUUUCCUUAAAACGAGACUGAAAUCAGCUUGAACUAGCAUGCUGUUGUGGGGCUACACAAGAACAAAGACCAGAACCUCCUCUUUCACCGACGUUUUCUGGACAUGGACAGUCUCUUACUGCCAACCGUAUGGAGAAGGAGGUGGCAAAGAGUAGGAGAUUGAUGUGGAAAAAGGGAUAUGUUCUUUAAAUGGGAGUAAUUUGCAAUACAUUUUCAUGGCUGUUUUUUUUUCUCUUUAUGUAUUUUUAUUGUUGGGAUUUUAACUUAUUUUUCUGUUUAAAUGAUCUUGAAACUUAACCGUUCCAUAAAAACACCCUUGGAAAAUUAAUUUAAAGGAAAAUAUUUUGUGGGGAAAAAGUCUAAAGUCCUGGAAUUUAAUGCUCUGGUGAUAAAGUGAUAAAGGCUUUUCAGAUCAAAUUAGACUCUUUGAAGUGUUUUUUUCAGAUCAAAUUAGACUCUUUGAAAGGUUUUUUUUUAUUAUUGGCUCUGACAGUUUCAGCACUGGCCCCCUUAUAAACUGUUUCAAGCAGUUUUUCUGAAUCACCAUUACUUUAAAUUUUUCCAAGGAAAUUUAGACUUUGUUCAAUUUGGUUAACAUGACAAAUAAGACUUACAGGUAAUCAUUUGUCAUUUAUAAAUGUGAAUGUUUGUCAAAGCUUACUUUUACUAUAUCUGGAAAAAUUGCCAGUUGGAGGUUUUCCCUAUAAAUUGAUGUUUGUUGGUAUUUAUUUUUUAAGCUAUUUAAGGUGGUAAUUGGUUAAAAUAUGGUACAAUUGGAAUAGUCUGAGAUUUUAUGUGAUUUUAAUGUUUUAUUGUGAAUGCAAAAAAGUAAAAUCAGCCAUAUCCCUUUUACACUAGGUCUACAUGAAUCACAAAAGACUGUAAGAUAUAUAAAUAUUAAUUGUAUUUAUUUAAGAAAAACAUUAGAAAUGACUACUUUUGCCAUAUACAACUUGAAACAUGUAACAACAACCAUUGUCUAUUGGUGAGGAACUAUCUAAUAAUGCACUGGGAAAAUUUAUGGAACUGUUAAAACUAGUUUACAAGAACAGUUCAUUCCACAUUUCCUUGUCUCAGUUAUUUAAGUUAUUUUUUAAAUGCACUGAUUUUCUUUUACUUGUCACUAAUGAAAUUGGGCUGAUUCAUUGCUUCCUAAAGAACACUUCCAGGUUUACUGCAAGAAGGCCACUGGCUUGUUAUUCUGUAGAACAAUUAUUAGCCGCCCAUCUUUUUUUGGGAAAGAGGGCUCUGUGAGCAGCAGCAACCAGAUACAAGUGUAAAGAAUGUUUAUCUGUACAUAAAUUAUAUAGUUUCCCCAUUUUGUGAGUGAUUUUUGUCAGUGUUAGUCAAAGCUGCUCAUUUUAUUUUAUCCAACCAAAAAAGAAUAAAAUAAUAAAAUUGUACGACUGUAGCUUUUAGUGAUGUCCAGUACUGCUGUCUAUAGGCAUUUUAACCAGCAAGUUCACUGCAUGUCUGAUGCUUGGAAAUUUGGCAGUCCCCAUAAUGUAGGUCAUUUCCUCUAUUGAAUCAGCCCCAGUGUUAGCUCAGACCCUUCUGCUUGAAAGAAGGUGCGAGUCUGUAAAUAGUGAAUGUUGGUAUUUUGCAAGUAGACCAUUUCUUUUCCAGUAACCUUUUCUUUGUAGUGCAAGACCUACAUAAUUUGCAAGUGCCAAAUAUUGACCACUUGCAGAAAUGUAAUAUAUUUGAAUGUUUACCAUUUGGGAAUAAAGGUUAUUUUUUUCUUUUUGGAUCUUAUGCUGGGUUUGUAAUACUACUGGAUGUAAAAUUGUAAAGUGAAAGCAAGAAAAAAAUCAUUUAGUUGAUUAAUGUUUAGCUGUUCUGCCUUGGUUCUGUCUAUAUGCAGGAAUCUGGGACGAUUACUAAGAUGCAUCAGGGCAGCCUGUCUUUUAGAACAGGGGCAGGGUACAAUAUGGGGACAAUGUGGCAUUGUUUGGACUGUCCAUGUGCUUAUCAGUUAACUUCGAGGUUAAUUUCAACAGGGGCUAAUUCAGACAAAAAAGGUUUGAAUGCUCCUCUGAAAUUCAGCCCCUCUUUUUUUGACAGUUUUGAGUACACAAUUUUCUGCUUCAACAGUGCCUCAAUAUCUAAUAUAUAAAUCUUUACUUAUCAGAACUCUGCUUCUAAUUAUUUUGACAGGGUAUGUUUUGAAUAGCUAUCCACAUAAUCUGCUCAUGAUAAUGCAAGCAAAGUCACUCUAAUGCAGUUGUAGAAGAUGUUGAAAGGGGGCACUUCAGGUGACUACAUUGUCUUUUUGCUAUAUAUGUUAAACAUUGGUGACUAAUAUUGGGCAUUGACAAGCACAGAUACUGGAAUUUAACUCCCCAUAUUUAAACAUUUAUACUAAACAGUCUAAAUCAAGUAUCAGUGUUUCUCUGUGUAAAGAUCACCCCUUAUCUGUCUCCACAAUAGGGUGGAUUAUCAAAGCUCUUCUUCCAGUGCAAAGGUUGCCUGAUGUUUGAAACCUAAUAUUUAAUCUCUGAAUGCAGAAUAUCACAAAUCAUAGUAACCACACAUUGGUGUGUUCCCUUAGUAACUUUAAAGAGUGAGGCAAAUUUUGCACUGGAGCUUUAGUAAACGGAGAUGUAUUUUUAGUUUUCACCCCUCUCUGGUGUCUGACCUUCCCUUGUAUGCUUUAGUGUUACAUGGCAAAAUCCUCACUCUCCCAUUCAACACCACUAAUUCAAUGUGAAUUUAGUUUCUUUAUCUGCAACUGUGCCAAGCUUUACUUUUGAGAUCUUUGUUCUACUUUGUGAUCAAGACUCUACACAUAAUCUGCAUUCAAAAUAGCUCUCCUUAAGUUAUAUGUCAGAUUUUUGUAAGUUAUUAAAUAAACAUGGCCUAUUAUGUAACACUGAUGUUAAACUGUGUUUCAUGCUGCAUCCUGAACCCACAACAGUAACUGAUGUGUGUGGCUACUGUAAACACCACUGAUUAAAAAAACCUUGGGUGACACUAA
Molecule: messenger RNA, 4984 nt
Organism: Lepisosteus oculatus (spotted gar)
Lineage: Eukaryota; Metazoa; Chordata; Actinopteri; Semionotiformes; Lepisosteidae
Source: RefSeq, a predicted model, not a curated record